ACCGGCCACAGUGCUCUUAUCCGGUUCCUUUUCAGUCCAUCCCACCCAAUUACACAACCUCCGAUCAACGAAACUAUAAGCCAACAAAAACCAAGAAGGCCUUGGGCUGAUCAACCCCCUGAUCAGGAACCUAUCAAGUUUGGUGAUGUCUUUAACAUCACUGGUGAGCUGGCUUCAAAACCUAUUGGACCACAGGAUGCCGCAGCCAUGCAGUCGGCUGAGACAUUGGUCCUUGGACAAACACGAAAAAAUGGUCCUGCAGCUGUCAUGCUAUCUGCAUCGACUGCGAAUGAAAGAGCAGGCCUCGAUAGCCACGAUGAAGCUGAUGUUGCAUGAGAACAAGGCGCCACGGCAAUUAAGUCCGACGCAGAUGGCGAAGUUUGGGUCACAGAAGCCGUUGGUGGAGAGGUCAAAUAUUGGAUCAUAUCACUUCUUAAUUCUUAUAUAUAUUGUGAAAAUCGAGUCACUUUAUUAGGAGUUAUACUAAUUGUCUUAGUUUAUGCUCUAGAAGUAUGCGUCUUAACUCUUAACAACUUUAAAUUGUU
Molecule: messenger RNA, 545 nt
Organism: Durio zibethinus
Lineage: Eukaryota; Viridiplantae; Streptophyta; Magnoliopsida; Malvales; Malvaceae
Source: RefSeq, a predicted model, not a curated record